This is a messenger RNA of Photinus pyralis (common eastern firefly), 2496 nucleotides long. RefSeq names its product splicing factor, suppressor of white-apricot homolog (gene su(w[a])). Lineage: Eukaryota; Metazoa; Arthropoda; Insecta; Coleoptera; Lampyridae. The record is from RefSeq and is a predicted model, not a curated record. The coding region runs from base 54 to 2423 and encodes 789 amino acids. Gene Ontology annotation, biological process: RNA processing; mRNA 5'-splice site recognition. The transcript is spliced from 10 exons. Gene Ontology annotation, molecular function: RNA binding.
UCACACGAAAUAUCAAGGUUUUGACAGCCGACAUGCCGUUUUGAAAACACAAAAUGGCAAAGUGGACCGAAUCCGGAAUUUUGAGGAAGGCAAAUAAAGAGAAGCACGAGGACCUACUCGUCUUCGGAUAUGCCUGUAAGCUUUUCAGGGACGACGUCAAAGCCCUUUACAUCGAUCAAGGCAAGCAUCUCAUCCCCUGGAUGGGGGAGGAUUCCUUGAAGAUCGACAGGUAUGACUGCAGAGGCGCCUUAUCGGAAUUGAAACAGUACGAGGCGGGCAGCGGCGGCGUCAGCCGGCUUUCGGAGAUGAGCGAGUCGGAACGGCGGAUGGAGCAGAUGUGCGACGAAGAACGAUACUAUUCGCUCAAAUACAACGAGGAGGAGUUGGAACUGUACAAAGAGGAGGAGCUAAAACGCUUGCAGCAAAAGAACAACGAAGUGCAGUACAAUUACGACGUGCCAACUGAUCCUAAAAAUUCGCAGGAAGUGAGCGAAGUGGUCGAGGAGGAAGAUAAACCGUUCAUACCUCCACCCGACUUAAACGUGCCAGCAGAUGUUGACGCGCCGGAGACCGUUAAAGUGAACGCCCGAAUCGAAAAGACUGCCCUAUUCAUAAGCAAACAAGGACCCCAGAUGGAGAUUCUCAUUAAGACCAAGCAGGCGGACAAUCCUCAAUUUCGGUUUCUAAACAAGGACGACCGACUGCACAAGUAUUACAAGUUCUUGCUGUCCGCGAUCAAAAGUGGACAGUACAAGAUACAGCAGGAGGAGGAACCCGACGCUAACGUGAUACGCGAAGAGGGCGCCGACGAAGACGAAACUGGCGAUCACUACUUACAUCCAAGUUUAUUAGCGGCCUCUGUACAGCCGGCACCGCCACCUUUGCCCACAGUGCCGUACAAGCCAUCCGCAGACUGCAAGUACUCGCAGUUGGUCAAUCGCAUUCAGGGUACUCAAACCGACUCGUUAACUCCGCCUCCGCAACACCCGCCCCCCGAUUUGUCGCAAGGCCAGAUGACGUACGACCAGCAGCAGUAUUACCAACAGUACUACUACAUCGCGCAGUACUACGAGUACUAUAAGCAGAUGGCGCAACAGUUCCAAGGGCAUAACACCGAGGUGUCAUCGGACGCGAAGAUACCAUUGGAAACCCAAAAUCAAGUUUUCCCGCCAAAUCAAGCAGUUUACUCGCACUAUCAGCAACAAUCGAGCAAUCCCUACGCGCAGAUCGUCUCGAACUUAUCCCAAAGUAAACCACCCGAAGCCGAGCCGCCCGCUGCUACCCCGACGGAUAUUGCCAAAGCCCCGAUCAUCUACAGUCAAGUCGAACCCGCGCCCACGGAAGUCCAACCUCAGAUCGUCGCCGCCGCACCCGCCCCGCCGGCGGUCAAGAAGCCGCUACUAUCGCUCGCUCAAUACGGCUCCGAUUCGGAACCGGAAAACCCACCCGAGCCCGAGGACAACGCGAAGAACGUCAAGAUUCCGCCGACCGAAACCGAACAAAUAAUAAACAAAAUGGCGAGUUACGUCACGAAGAACGGCAAAGACUUCGAGAACAUCGUGCGGUCGAAGGGCGAUCCGAGGUUCGAGUUUCUGAACGAAUCGCACCAGUUUCAUCCGUACUAUCGUUUGAAGGUGAAGCAUUACUCCGAGGCUCAGAGUAAUAAAGGGGCGAGCGAGUCGGAGAACGGUGUGCCGAAAUCCAAAGAGAAAAAGAAUAUCACUCCCGUUAGUUUUUCGAUAAAGAAGCCGAAAGACGAAAUGCCAAAAGAUAUCAAAAGUGCCUUGCCAAUGGAGGAGAGCGACGAAGAAGAGGUCGUCGACUGCAAAACGCCAGUGGAGACUUCCGCCCAUAACACGCCUACUACGACGCCGGUUCGCGUGCAUCACAGCGCGAGCUUGACACCGCCCCCGAGAGUAACCGAACCGUCGACCGAUGAAACCAAAGACGACAGCAAGUCGUUCGAAGCCGAAGAUUUAAUAUUGGAAAUGAUCGACUUAACGGACGAUCUGGAAGAGCGGCGCGAGACGAAGAGAGUCGAGGAUAGAAAGAAGGACAAGAUCGCGUCGGCCGCGCGCGAAAAGUUGGCCCUGCAGCUCGAGCGCAAGAAAAAGGCCGCCGCGUUUUUAAAAUUAAAAUCCGUCAAGUCUUCGCCGCCGAGGCAAGAUCCCGCCGCCAGGCACAAGGCGAAGAGGUCGCGGAACGUCGAGGUCGAAGUGUUGAAAAUCGAAGAUUCCGAAUCGGAGGAGGGCGAAAUUAAGCGACACAAAAAAUCGGCGAAGCGGAAAAAGUCGCAUAAAAGGAAACGCUCGAGGAGUAGACACGAGUCGAGAAGUCGGCAGAAGAGCAAAGAGCACAAGAAGGCAAAGAAGCGAAGGAGAAGGUCGCGCUCCGAAAGCAAGUCCUCUAGUUCGUCGCAAUAAUUAAAUUUGUAAAUGUGUAAUUAUAAAGUCGUGUACAGUCACUUAUUUAUAUUAAAACUUUGCAUAUAUUUCA